GGUGUCACCUCCGGGGCUUCCUUGCUGCGUCUCGUCGUUGGGGCCCGCCACAAGAUGGCGGACCUGUCUCUGGAUGAGCUCAUACGGAAACGCGGCGUGACGGUGAAGGGGAGACUUAACACAAGGCCAGUGUUUGGAGGUGUAAGAUCUCGCAUUGGGAUCCAGCAAAAUCUUCUAAAUAGAUCGUCGUCAGCUGUCGGCUUCCAGCGGACAUUUGAUGCCCGACAGAAGAUUGGACUCACUGAUGCCCGACACAAACUGGGGGUUAAAGAUGCCCGUGAAAAACUGGUUCAAAAGGACGCUCGGUUCAAAAUCAAAGGGAAGGUGCAGGAUGCUCGAGAGAUGUUGAAUUCCCGUAAGCAGCAAAGUGUUGCUGCCGAAAAGGUGACCAAAGUGGUGGAUGCCAGAGAGAAGAUCAGCUUAAAAAGGAGCGUUCCAGCUGCUAUGAGCCCAGCUGUGGGGACAGUAAAUCUAGCCAUGAAAAUCACCAAAACAAUCCAACAGAAGGCACCAGUUCCUGGACACUCUCAUCCAGCAGGAAUGAGGAUCAAUGUGGUGAACAACCAUACACACAAACAGGGUCUGUAUGACAUGGAAGAUGAUGAUGAGAGUGUCUCUCCCCUUCCUAGCAAACAGAUGAAAAUCACCACCACAAACAGUUUCCUGAACAAUUCGACUGGUGUGAGCGGCAAUAAAUUCUCUCUGUCCAAGACUGUUCCCCUGACUAAAGUGGUCCAAAAUGAUACAUACACAGCUCCACCUGCACCUCCCUCUCCUAUGCGGACGAAGGCCUUGACAAACAUGUCUCGGACUUUAGUGACAAAGGAAGAGCCUCCAAAAGAGCCGGCACCUGUUGAGCUGGCGUUCAGUCCUUUGGAAGGCACAAAGAUGACCGUAAAUAAUCUGCAUCCUCGAGUCACAGAGGAAGACAUUGUUGAGUUAUUCUGCGUGUGUGGCGCUCUGAAGCGAGCCCGGCUGGUGCACCCUGGAGUGGCUGAGGUAGUAUUUGUGAAGAAAGAAGAUGCUAUCGCAGCAUAUAAGAAGUACAACAACAGGUGCUUAGAUGGUCAACCAAUGAAAUGCAAUCUUCAUAUGAAUGGGAAUGUUAUCACCUCAGACCAGUCUAUAUUGCUCCGAUUGAGCGAUACCCCUUCAGUGAAGAAGGAAGGGGAACCACGCCGGUCAAGUGCAAGCACCUCCUCAAAUCCCCCAGCUGAAGUGGACCCUGACACUAUCUUGAAGGCACUCUUCAAAUCCUCAGGGGUCUCUGCCUCUGUGCAGCCCACAGAAUUUAAAAUUAAACUCUGAGAAGCGGGAGCAAGCAGUGGACUGGAAAACUCAUAUAAGUUGGGGGGUGGGGAAAGUGCAGGAGUGCAGAUGUUAUUUGCAUUUGCCUGCCUUGAAAUUUUUUGUUUUCUAUGAUCGCUACUUUACUGUAUGAUAGUGUUUCCUCUUGUGUGUGUACUUUCUGUUUUCAUAGUUGGAGUUUUCUUCCAUAUUUUUUUUUCCCAAAAGAAUAACCUCCCCCUUCUGCCAGUAAUGUAUUACCAAGCAUAUACCAUGUAACUCCAUCCUUUACUCCAAAGCCCCCAGUGGCCAUUAAAAGUGCACAUAGACUUUGAGGGAAGGAGUGGUGAUCUCCUCCUCUUUUCUUCUGACUGACUUUUAACUAAAAGGUGCAUCCCCUUGAUUGUCCACAGGCAAGAACACCACGUUGUUUCUGAAGUUGCUGCGCUGGGUACAAAGUCAGGUUGGGCUCCCUACAGGAAGCACCAUCUUGCAUCUUUGACUUGUGUGCAUUUGGUGGCAUACCAGUUCAUUCUGGCUGUUGGACAUGUUCCUGCUCAGCAGCUGAGACGUUGAGGAGUGUGAAAAACUGAGCUUCCUGUUGUGUAUGCCAGCCAACAGAGGCCUCAGGCAGAAAGGACAUAUGCACAAGUGCACCAGCCAUUGUGCUGUGGGAAGGGAGGUUUCAACUCUGGUAAUGCUGUGGGGUUGUUCUGGUGUUUUUACAAUGAAUAUAUUUGCUCUGUAAGGUCAGGCUAUGUUACUCUCCUCUUUCUGGACUGAAAAAUUAAGAACCAGUUGUGUUCAGAGCUAGAAGAAAUGCAGAUAUUUCUCUCCCAUCAGACUAUAUUCCAUCCUCCUGCUGAUGCAGGGACAUUAAUUUUGUGCUUACCUUCUAACUCACCCACUCUCCUAUAAAAAGGGAGGACAUGGGACCCUUUACCCCUGAAGCAGUCCUAUUUUGUGUCUGAGAACUCACUUCUUUGAGAGAUGCCACUUGGGCAGUGUUUGGCUGCUGUGUGGGCAUGCUGUUGACAUACCUGGAUUUGAAGGAUGAUUGCUGCAGUUACGGCUUCAGAGAGAGAUUUUGGAGCAGAGAGCAGUUAGCAUUCUAAGGAACACAGGAGAGGAGUCUCAAGUCCUGUGCAGAACCAUGAGAAUGUGCUAUGGGCCAGUAAGUGUCUGUGACAGGCCACCAGGUGGCACUUCCAGUGCUUCUCAUUCUUUGUACGGCAUUGUUGCCUUGGAUGUUGAAAGUACCAAUAGCUCCAUUCAUUUGUGUUUGUUCAGAUUGUAUUAUAAGAGAGGAAAGCUGAGAGCAAUUUCCAGAAUCAGGUUGGGAUUUGAACUUGAUCCUGCCAGCUAGGAGACUAACCUGUUCAUUCUGUUCAGCUCUGCUGAGUACCUUUCGUAGGUCCAGGUUCCUUUUCUUGGUCAACCCUACGUUUCUUUUGCUUUAUUGUUCUGUGUGAACUCUUUGCUCUAUCUGGCUCGUGCAAACCAUUCCUCUGUCUCACCCUUUUAGCCAUGGAAAUAACUGAGGACUUGGCAGGACUUGUUUUUAUGGAAUACUCUCUUUGUUUAGAAAGCCAACGACACCAUUACUGGUAGGGUGCUUCAUGUGAACAGCAGAUGUUUGUAGGGGAGGAGACCUAAGACAGCUAUUGUUCUCCUUUUUUAGAUUGCCCACCAAAUACGUGUUUUAAUAAAAAAAAAAAGGGGGGGGGGAAGGGGGAGGAAACACAUUAGGGGUUGGGGAAGAUAAUGUAUUACCUGUUUCUGAAUAAACGUUUGUUAUAAAGAGGGUGAAUUCUAAGCCUUUUUAGAUGCUGUGAAGCAACUAAAGAUAAGUGGAGUUGUUCCAACAGUGAGCUAAGGAUGUGUUUCAGAUGAACAGAAAUUUCAAAACUGAUAAUGCGAUGAAGAGCAAGAGGAGCAUAUGGGUGAAAGAACUGAUACUCAUCCACCUUUUAAUCUGGAUCAUAGAAAUUAGCAGUUGACUCUUACUACUAAGUGGGGGCUGUUUGUGUCCAUCUAAUUCCAAUUCUCUUGUCACAAUAAAAAAGAGCAUUUGUUAUUGACAACCUACUAAUUUAAAAAGUAAUUUUAUAAAAUAACAGCUGUGAAACAGGGUACCUGUUCUAGAUAAGGUAGGGUGCUUUCAUUAUCAACCAGACAGAAAGCUGUGGAAAUGUGAAGAUGUGUAUUGUGAGUGCAUCUCGUGUCCCUUCUGAGAGAAUGGGGAGAUUCAAGCAUUUUUUAAAAUUAAGAGAUUCAUGUCCAUUUAAAAAGCCAAACAGCAAGAUGCACUUUAACUUCCUGUUAAAUUGUGCAUUGUGUUUAGGUUAUCUGUGAGAGUUUAUGAUGACAUUAAGAUACUUCUUUGGAAGAACCAAUGCUCCGUUCUCCAGCUCUGUGAUAUAUGACAGUAUAUUUUUAUUUUUUUAUAAAUUGGUGAUGUCAGUGAUUCUCUAAACACCACUCCAUGAUUUGUCUUACAGCAAUGUCUUGGUAUACAUUGCUCUUCUGUUCUUGGUCAGUUCUUUAAAGUUAAUCUUAGUCUUCUAAUACACCACAGUAUGGCUUCUUUGGUUGGGCACUGAAAGUAAUCAGUUCUCCCUACUCCUUUUCAGGUAGUUCAUCUUGCAGCUCUCCAAUUUCUCCUGGUUGUCCUGCAAUUGUCAUGCUAAUCUUAUUUGCUUACAUAGCACUGACCUCACAUCCUCCACCUUUGUGCUCAUGCAGCAUGGUUAUAUUUUUGGUUGUUUUUUUUUGUUUUGGUUUGAUUUUCAUUGUUUUUUCUUCCCCUGGGCUGAUAGAGAUUAUAAACUUGCAUAUGAAAUACCGAUUGCCUGCACUAAAUUAAUGUGCAUUAAUUUAGUAAUUAAAUUAAACAACUGGCCAGGACAGGUGGUAGGUAAUUUGUAAUGGUGUUUCUUUUUUUCCUUUUUCAAAAAUGUGAUGACUUCUGAAGUGAUACCAUAAUGUGCAAGUUUGGUAUCUUUUCAUGGCUUCUGCAUGUACCAUUCCUUCUGAUAAUGUUCAUUAACUUGGAUAUUUGGUUGGGUCAACUCUCCACAUCAUUUCAUGUUUUGUCACUGCGUGCAUUAGUCUUGCUUCAGUAUCUUAUUUUUGGAGUAGUCCUCUCUUCCAUUCAGUCAUAAAUACAAAUUCCUCUGUAAACAGUGA
Messenger RNA from Pipra filicauda (Wire-tailed manakin), 4476 nucleotides. It is a transcript of the gene POLDIP3, whose product is annotated as DNA polymerase delta interacting protein 3. Gene Ontology annotation, cellular component: nucleus. The transcript is spliced from 9 exons. Gene Ontology annotation, molecular function: mRNA binding. Bases 55 to 1308 code for a protein of 417 amino acids. The record is from RefSeq and is a predicted model, not a curated record. Lineage: Eukaryota; Metazoa; Chordata; Aves; Passeriformes; Pipridae. Gene Ontology annotation, biological process: mRNA export from nucleus.